This is a messenger RNA of Phycomyces blakesleeanus NRRL 1555(-), 2229 nucleotides long. RefSeq lists its product as hypothetical. The transcript has 5 exons. The coding region runs from base 1 to 2229 and encodes 742 amino acids. The record is from RefSeq and is a predicted model, not a curated record. NCBI's taxonomy places the organism in Eukaryota, Fungi, Mucoromycota, Mucoromycetes, Mucorales, Phycomycetaceae.
AUGUCCACAAUUCCUGAACUCUACAACGAAAAGUGCCAUUGUGCUGGAUGUAGUCAGAACGAUCUCGGCUAUAGUUUUGUUGCCAGAAGAACUGCUCAACGUCAUAACAAAAGGGCAAGACUAAAUGCCAUAAGAUGUGAAAGGGACAUGUCUACCCAAAGAAAUAUGAUGGAGGUCGAUGAUGAACCUAUCUUAACCCAUCAACCCGGAACCCUGAAAGAAUCGUACACUCAGACAAACUCACCUGUUUGGGAAGGAGCUUCAAUGUCUGACACUGAAGACGUUUCCGUUACUAAUGACGCGAUCAGCAAUGGCGACAAUGAUGACAGUGGAAGCAACAGCAAUGAAAUCAGUGAAGACGAAAGCGAAGACGAUGUUAUUGAGCUCGACGACAAUGAAUUGAAUAGUGAAGACCCUUUUGCCACCCCCGAUAUGCCCCAGAACCCAGUGCACAGGUUCAUUGCUACUUUUGUGGUGAUGUUCGCUUCCCACUAUGUGGUUGACAAGGGCGCCGUUGUCUUGAUCGAGUUCAUCAACAAGCUUUUGACAAUUUACCAGCAGGAUUUCCAACUGCCCUUGAGCCUUCCUGGUCUUCAGCGCAUGACAGGUUUCUCAGCCAUGACCAAAGGCAUAAAGAAAUUUGUUGUGUGUCAGGAUUGUCACAAGGUGUACGAAGAAAGUGCAUCUGUCCCGUCUCAUUGCGAUUUUGUAAAGCUUGGUGCACGCUCGUCUUGCAACUGCCAAUUGAUGAAAACAUCAGCAUCGGGUGCUUUGGUGGCCAAGCGUUCAUACUUGUACCAGUCCAUUUUGCAUCGCCUUGGAUACCUUGAUCUAGUACGUGGAACGAUCAUCGAUCCCAUGCAUAAUUUAUUCCUGGGAACGCCUAAAAGAUUGAUGGAUCGUUGGAUCAAAGACGAAGACAUUCAAGAUGGCGAUUUUGCGGCAAUGCAGAAGACUGCAGAAACGAUGAUUGUGCCUGGUGGAUACACCUCUUUGAACUCGAAAAUAGGAAAGCAGUUUUCGUAUAUGAAGGCAGACGAGUGGAAGUCAUGGGUGCUCAUAUACUCGCCAGUUCUGUUGAAAGAUGUUCUUGCAAAAGACAGAUUCGAAAACUGGAUUAACUUUGUUGAUGCAUGCCGCCUGUUGAUCAAGCCAACGAUCACGUUCGAUGAAGUUAACACUGCCCAUCAGUUUCUUCAAACUUUUUGCACCAGAUGUGACGAGCUGUACAAUGCCGAAAUCCUCACCUGUAAUAUGCACCUACACCUCCAUCUUCGAGAUACAAUUCGUGAUUUUGGACCAGUGUACGGUUAUUGGCUAUUCGGGUUCGAGCGGUUUAACGGGUUGUUAAAAAAUUUGAAGACAAACAGGAAGAUCGGGUUUGAAGAAACAUUUAUGAAGAAAUUUAUUGAAGAUGUGCACAAAGACGAUCUUGUCAACAGUUUCCUUCAGAGUACCUGCCAGACAUCUGCAUUUCCUCUCCUUACCAAACUCACUUCUUCCUUUACACCCGCCACCAUUCCAUCUAUCCGUCAACGUACCUUCCGCAUACAGUCAUUUGUCGAGGCUUCUGAAGAUCCAAAUGUACUUGUAAAAGGCAACGAACCUCUCCCUCCUUCCGCAUUCCCUCUAUCAUUAAAAUCCGCUACCACAAUGAGUGACAUUCACUAUGUUCAUCUCUUACAAUACUACAAAGUUGCGUACAACAAUGAACAAUUAGUUCACUUUCAACAAGCGUCAGAAUCAUCAUACUUUGUCGACAAUACAAUCACCCUGUUGAAAUACAUCAACAUCCUUGGGCAGGUCUACAAGGGUAAAGGUGAAUCUGGAAGUCGUGGCUCUCUUGUACAAGCAAAGUUCAUUGGAAGUACUGGUGAGCAUAUCAUCGCAUACACGGGUCAAAUACAGUACAUUUUCACCCAUUCUUUCACUCCUCCACCUACCUCUUCAUCCCUUACUCCCUUGCUCCGCACCCAUCGCCGCCCAACACAACUUCUUCACAAUUCUCAACAUACUUUUGCAUUUAUCAAAUGGUACACACCCGAAAAUGAUAAAUCGCGAGAGUACGAACACGUUGAAACCUGCUUUCCAACAUUUUCUCCUGACGAUUUCCAAUGUGUAUUGCCAGUGCAUAGAAUUAUGUUAGAAGUAGCAACUGCUGAGCACACAACACGCAGAAAAGUAAAAAAGAUGCUGGUCAUUCCUUUGCCAAAAAAACAAUACAUUUAA